Messenger RNA from Sander lucioperca (pikeperch), 6237 nucleotides. Its product is annotated as protocadherin-9. The coding region runs from base 863 to 4573 and encodes 1236 amino acids. Gene Ontology annotation, molecular function: calcium ion binding. NCBI's taxonomy places the organism in Eukaryota, Metazoa, Chordata, Actinopteri, Perciformes, Percidae. The transcript has 5 exons. Gene Ontology annotation, biological process: homophilic cell-cell adhesion. Gene Ontology annotation, cellular component: plasma membrane. The record is from RefSeq and is a predicted model, not a curated record.
ACCACCCCUCCUAUGGGCUUACACAGAGUUAGUGCAAGAUAUUCUGCUCCCGGAGUGAGAGUGCAAGGAUAAACGGCACAUGGGCUACGCGCUGCGCAUCGGUGUCACAUUGAACAACCUUUAUAUUCAGGGUUGGCAUUUCCAAGUGGGAUUGACUGAGAUUUCUCUUUUUAACCUUGUGUAUUUGCCGGCUGAUUAUUGAUGGAGCUACAUGAACUUGAAACAUGACGGGACACCAGUGUCUCCUCUUGCGUUCACCUCUUCGGCGCCUUCACCUUAACAGGUAGCCGGGGGAAGAAAGAAAAGAAGACAGAAAAACCGCCGGUUUUCUCGGGACCUGUACGGGAGAUGAGCAUUGAUUUUUCGGACCCGUUCUAAUGGAAGACGCCACAAACCGCUGACCACCUGGCUGUGUCUGCUGGAGAGCGACGCUGAUCACCACAAUCACUGCAGGUCGCACAAUAAGAUUCUGUCCAUUCCUGAAGUUAAAUGGGGGAAACGGAACUGCGACAUAUGCAGCCUCUAAUUUUUCUUUUUUUAGUUUGUGCGACCAGCUGCUUUUACCCCAAACCUGUUCUUGAGUCUGAUUACUCCUGCGAGGCGAUUUUUUUCUCUCUUUCCUGGACCCAAAGCUUGAUUUGACUGAGAAGGAUAUCUUUCCCCGAAUAAGCUCGCAGGAACACUGGAAGAGAAGACUAUGAGCUGACACACUCCAGUUUUUCUCCUGCGCUGGAACGGAUUUGGGUUUGUCCUGGGAAGAUUCCUGCCAUCACAUGCAACGAGUCACUGCCUGUAACAACAUUGCAUAGAAAAAAAAAAACACCUUUUGAGUUGCAAAGGCUGGAAACACAUUUACGCUGUCAUGGAUCUAAAAGACUAUUACCUGUUGGGCACCCUACUUGCCUGCAUAUGGCUCGAUCCUUCAAUAGCCCAAGAGCUAAUCUACCCCAUCAGAGAGGAGUUGCAAGAAAAUGUCCUCAUUGGAAACAUACCAAAGGACUUAAACAUUUCCCAUACAAAUGCUGCCACUGGAGCAAGUGCUAAUCUUGUGUACCGACUCGUCUCUAAAGCAGGAGAUAACCCACUGGUCCGCGUUCUGAGCAGCACAGGCGAGAUAUUCACAACAUCAAACCGAAUCGACAGGGAGAAGUUGUGCCCCGGUCCCUCCUUUGAGGACAGCGAGUGCUCCUUUGAAAUUGAAGUGGUCAUCCUCCCUAAUGAUUAUUUCAGGCUGAUUAAGAUCAAAAUAAUUGUCAAAGACACAAAUGAUAAUGCCCCCAUGUUCCCAUUCCCUGUGAUCAACAUCUCUAUCCCAGAGAACACGCUCAUUAACAGCCGAUUUGCUAUUCCUUCUGCCACUGACCCGGACACUGGCCCCAACAGUGUCCACAAAUACGAGCUGAUCAACGGGCAAAGUGCCUUCGGCUUAGACAUAGUCGAAACGCCUGAGGGGGAGAAGUGGCCCCAGCUCAUUGUGCAGCAGAAUCUGGACAGAGAGCAAAAGGAUACAUAUGUGAUGAAGAUCAAAGUGGAGGAUGGUGGCAGUCCACAGAAAUCCAGCACUGCCAUUCUCCAAGUCACAGUAACGGAUGUCAAUGAUAACAGACCAGUGUUCAAAGAGAGUCAGAUAGAAGUGCAUAUACCAGAGAACUCUCCCAUUGGCACGUCUGUUGUGCAGCUUCAGGCCACAGAUGCAGACAUAGGAGCAAAUGCAGAGAUACGUUAUGUAUUUGGGACUCAGGUUUCUCCUGCUACAAAAAGACUCUUUGCAUUAAAUACAACAUCUGGCCUAAUUACAGUGCAGAGGCUCCUGGACAGAGAGGAUACUGCUAUUCAUAAGCUCUCUGUUUUAGCCAGUGAUGGCAGCUCUAGUCCUGCCAGAGCUACUGUUACCAUAAAUGUGACUGAUGUUAAUGACAAUCCACCUAAUAUAGACCUGAGAUACAUAAUCAGUCCCAUUAAUGGCACGGUUUUCCUCUCGGAGAAGGAUCCCAUCAAUACCAAGAUCGCUCUCAUCACAGUGUCAGACAAAGACACUGAUAUCAACGGCAAGGUCAUUUGUUUCAUAGAGAAGGAUGUGCCGUUCCAUCUAAAGGCCGUGUACGACAACCAGUAUCUGUUAGAGACAUCUGCGCUGCUUGACUAUGAAGGGACCAAGGAAUACAACUUUAAAAUCGUAGCUUCUGACUCUGGAAAACCAAGUUUGAAUCAGACUGCCUUGGUAAGAGUGAGGCUGGAGGAUGAGAAUGACAACCCACCUAUAUUUACCCAGCCAGUUAUUGAGCUGGCUGUCAUGGAAAAUAACAAACGUGACCUGUUCCUGACUACUCUCAGCGCCACAGAUGAGGACAGUGGGAAAAAUGCAGAGAUAGUUUAUCAGCUGGGACCAAAUGCAUCAUUCUUCGAUCUCGACCGCAAAACUGGGGUCUUGACUGCAUCCAGAGUUUUUGACCGGGAGGAUCAGGAUAGGUUUCUCUUCACUGUAACGGCAAGAGAUAACGGGACGCCCCCUCUGCAAACGCAGGCAGCCGUUAUUGUAACUGUGCUGGAUGAAAAUGAUAAUAAUCCUAAAUUCACACAUAACCACUUUCAGUUCUUUGUGUCUGAGAAUCUUCCUAAAUACAGCACAGUGGGAGUGAUAACUGUGACAGAUUCAGAUGCCGGAGAAAAUGCUGCUGUUUCUCUUUCCAUACUGAAUGAUAAUGAGAACUUUAUACUGGAUGCUUAUUCCGGGGUGAUAAAAUCUAAUGUGUCAUUUGAUAGGGAGCAACAGAGCUCCUACACGUUUGAUGUCAGGGCUGUGGACAGUGGCAGGCCUCCCUGCUCCUCAGCUGCCAAGGUGACCAUCAAUGUCAUCGACGUGAACGACAACACCCCCAUCGUCAUUUACCCCCCCUCCAACACAUCUUUCAAGCUCGUCCCACUCUCCUCUAUCCCAGGAUCUGUGGUAGCAGAGGUGUUUGCUGUAGAUGGUGAUACAGGGAUGAAUGCAGAACUCAAAUACACCAUUGUGAGUGGGAACAACAAAGGUCUGUUUAGAAUUGACCCUGUCACAGGGAAUAUUACUCUGGAGGAAAAACCAGCAGUGACUGACAUAGGCUUGCACAGAUUAGUGGUCAAUAUCAGUGACCUGGGAUAUCCCAAAUCUCUCCAUACGCUGGUGUUGGUAUUUCUGUAUGUCAAUGACACCGUGGGCAACUCAACACUAAUCUAUGAUCUCAUCCGACGCACCAUGGAGACCCCAAUUGACAGAAACAUCGGUGAAAGCAGUGAAACUUAUCAAAGUGGUGACUAUUUAACCAUAAUGAUAGCCUUUGUUACCGGCGCCUUAGUGGUGAUUAUUGUCAUCUUUGUCACUGUGCUUCUGCGCUGCCGCCACGCCUCCAGGUUCAAAGCUGCACAGAGGAAAAAACAGGGGGCCGAGUGGAUGUCACCCAACACAGAGAACAAGCAGAACAAGAAGAAAAAGCGCAAGAAAAGGAAAUCCCCAAAAAGCUCCUUGCUCAACUUUGUCACCAUUGAGGGGAACAAACCUGACGACCCUGCCCACGAGCCAAUCAACGGAACCAUCAGCCUGCCCACUGAGCUGGAGGAGCAAGGGAUUGGACGCUUUGAUUGGAAUGCCACACCUACCACAACCUUCAAACCUAGCAGCCCAGACCUGGCCCGGCACUACAAGUCCGCCUCACCGCAAUCGGCCUUCCACCUCAAGGCCGACACGCCGGUCUCAGUGAAGAAGCAUCACGUGAUUCAGGAGCUCCCACUGGAUAACACAUUUGUUGGGGGCUGUGACACCCUUUCCAAGAGGUCCUCCUCGAGCUCCGACCACUUCAGUGCCUCAGAGUGCAGCUCCCAAGGAGGUUUCAAGACGAAGGGGCCCAUGCACACCAGACAGCAGGGAACAUUAACUCGUGCCCGAACUGAACUGAACCCUGAAUAUCUGGACCUCCGUCCGCGAGCCGAGCUGAACCCUGAAUAUUGGACCCCUUGCACCCCUUUAUCGCAGCGGCGCGUCACGUUUCACCUGCCGGAUGGCUCCCAGGAGAGCUGCAGUGACAGCGGUCUGGGGGACCACGAGCCUGUAGGCAGUGGCUCCCUCCUCACACAACCUCUCCCUCUGGUGCAGGCGCAGGACGACUUCUACGAGCAGGCCUCCCCUGAUAAGAGGACUGAAGCUGACGGCAACUCCGAUCCCAACUCUGAUGGACCCCUGGGACCUCGUGGCCUAGUGGAAGCUACAGAGAUGUGCACACAGGAAUGCCUAGUCCUGGGACAUUCAGAUAACUGCUGGAUGCCCCCAACAUUGGGAACAUACCAUCAGCCCAAAUCCCCUGUGUCUAGCUUUGGGUCUCAGAGGGAGUGGGGUCCCAAGGAAAAACUUCUAAAUGGACAUAAUCUGACCAGAACCUGGAAAAAUGAGAGUGGGCGGUCAGAGCAUUUUGGUGACAGGAAGCAGUUUGGGAGUGGAGAGGGACACUUCACCAACAGUGGCAUGGCUGAUAUUCCACUGGUAAGUCUGAAGUCCUGCCAGCCAGCCUCCUGUCCAGACAGCCCCAAGGACCAGCAGCUAUAAGACGGACUUUGCUUCUGUGCUGUGAGACGUCCACCUGAGCCCCUCUCCUGUUGAUUGUUUUCUUUCUUGUUUCAUCUCUUCCCACUUACGUUGAUGCUUCUGCAGUGUGAUAGCCACAUGUACUAUGUAGGCCACAAAACUAUAGUGCUUAUGCUGUGUUCUCAACAAUACAACUUUACUAUGGCUCUAGAGGAAACCUCUUUUUUUAUGAAUCUCCAUGGAUUUCUUCAACAUAAAAUGUCCUGUUCACUUCAUGUGUGAUUUGGACAAGUGGAGGAAGGACAUGUGUAAAAUGGAGAAAAUGAAAACAAAUUACAAGAAAAAAAAAAGACUACUAUGGCUGACCAGUAUAUACAAAUGUUUGUGGUGUGGUUGUUAUUGAGUUGUUCAGGACUAUAUUAAUCAAAACAGUCAAAGAAAAUGGAAUUACAUUUCAGAAAGUGUUGUUCUAAUAACACUGUUAGUGGACACUUGUUUAUUCUGUCAUUGUCUGUGUGUUUGUAAAUAAGACUUAUUAACCACUAUCAUGUACCCGUAAUAACCACAGUGAAUAGGACAGUUCUUGGCUGUUGUCAUCAUGAUGGCUUGUCAUCAGGAUUUGGGAUUUCAACUGGACCAAGAUCUAUAAUGUGACAUAAUGUACAACAAGAAUACAUUUACCUAAUUGUUUAAAAACCCAAUGCUUGAUUUUAAAUUUCCCUAGUAUACUCAAUGUUGCCCAUAUUUCAUAAUCAUUUUAUUUAAGCACUGCAAAACCACAGGCAAACCUUUAUAAAAAAAAAAAAACAUUUUGUAUGAAGGAUGUCAUUGCUCAAUAUGUGCAUUAUAAAAAUGAAAAGCUCUGAAAGCUCUCCUCUAUAAACUGAUUUUGAAAGUGUUCAGUACAAUUAAAUAGCAAUAUAUUUGUAAAUGGCUAAAUGUUUUAUCUAACGUUGAUCUUAUUACUGUAUAGAUUUUAUUCAAAUUGUGAUUUAACUGAGUGCAAUCCCUCAGUAGUACCUGCAAUUUAUUGACAUAUGUGUAUAUAUUGUUUCCACACAGACUAUUAUUUUCCAUACGUAAGAAAACAGGUUAAGAUAAGACUUUAAUCACUGUGCCUUCAUGAUGUUUCUUCAAACACUGAAUUGUGCUUAUUUAAAUGAUGAGAACAUGUUGGCUACAAAGACUAUCCUGUCAGAUAAUCAAAUGCCUUAUGCAUUAAAUGUUUGCCAAAUUUAGAGACAUAAUCACACAGAUAUUAAAGUACAAAAUCAAGUCGUUGGUACUGAAGAAAAACACAAAGGCAUGUGCAGAUAAUGGGUCCACCGGGAAAGAUCAUCUUUCAUUCCACUGUCUGAAAAGCUUGGUUUUAUUCCACAGCAUGGAAAGCAAGUUACACAAUGCAAUAGCAUGCUAAAAGAUAUAGCUUUUAAAAAUUAACUUGAUCAUUUUUGUGUCAUUUUAUUUUGUUGGAAUAGAGUUGAUUUGUGCAUUAAGGAGACAUUCAGUUUGUAAAGCACUUUCAUAUUUAUGUCACAAUAUAAAGAAGUUAAGUGGGAUGGAGUGAUUUGCUUAUCGCGGUAUGUUUGUCAGUUUGUGAGGGUGUUUGACAUCACAGAUACUGAAACAGUUAAUCCUUGUUACUCUACAGGUAUACAGCUACUGCAAUAAAUGUUUUAAUCAUG